AUGGAGGUCACGGAAGUCCGGCAUCAGAUCCCACACAACCUUGGUGAGGGGACGAAGCUACAUGGCAUGCAGCCUUUAGCGUGCGCAGGCACACAAGCACGGCAUGAAGCUGCUCAAAGGAAUUCUCAGAAGGUGAAGAAACGCAGCCUACAGCGGGCUUAUCGCAGAGCGCUACAACAGGGACUGGCCUGGUACAGAGGUAGCCACUACACUGUCCAAGAGCUUGAAAACAUGGGUUGCUCACUACCCACCGGUCCUGCUGCACCUCCAGAACGAGAGUUCAUUCAUCAUGACCUACAUCGAUGCAACCGUCAGCAUGCUCCCAAAAGGCGCAUGACCUUCUGGCAAUGGAAUUGUGGGGGACUCUCCAUCUCUAAGCUGGACGAGGUGAAAGCUUGGUUAGCUCUCAAUCAGGUUGACAUUGCGGUCAUGGUGGAAACCAGAUGGACAUAUGAUGCAACGUGGACUGACUCUGAAUGGAAUAUGGUUCAUUCAGGUGAGGGUGCACAUCGGGGCAAAGGAAUUUUGAUUCUUGUUUCGCGUCGAAUUUGCAACUCAGCGCAAAUUCAAUGGCAAUUCCAUGACAGUGGACGCUUGGUGCACUUGCGCUUGAAACAACAUCCCAGAAACUUGGAUAUUGUAGCCUGCUACCAACAUGUUUUCCAACCUACACAAAGUUGCCUCCAAGCACGUGAACGAUGGUGGGGUCUUUUGGAACGGGUCCUGGCUGGCCUUCCCACCAGGAACUGCCUGGUGAUGUUAGGAGAUUUCAACAGCUCUUUACAGGCCUCUCCAAGAAUCUCAGGCACAUCAACCUUUCUCUGGAAUGGACGCUCUCAUAGAGGCACUUCACAUGCGGACCAUCCAAGACUGCUUCAGAUUUUGCGCCAUUUUGCAUUGGUAGCGCUGAAUACGUGGUCCUCUGCCCUGGGCCCAACGUAUGUGCAUGGUCACACGGCCAGUCGGCUGGAUUACAUUUGUGUCAGGCAAAUGUAUGCUGACGGGACAGCGCGACGAGUGCGGUAUUUGUGGGAUUCACCCUUCAUAUCACAGACCACUCAUGGCCAUGUCCCGAUGUUAUGCACCCUGGCGAAAUUUUGGAUACCUGACCAUGCACACCACAGGAUUCAACAGGUGACCAUGCAACAGCGCCAGUCCAGCAGACAGGCCUAUCUGACGCAAUCACCAGCCUGGAUGGAGUUUUGUGACCGUUCCCAUGACAUGUUGGUUGAACACUUUGCCGACACCACGAAGGAUGCAGAUGUUUUCAUGAAUGAUUUACACAGUAGCAUGCUGCAGCUCUUUGUGACUCACUUUCCAGCGGGCAAGAAGGAGAGUUCCACAUCGACCUGGAAGCCUGCCCUGCCUAUACUGCUCAACAAAUGGCAACAUCGACGCCUGAUGCAGAGGAAAGAUCACACUGGAGAGAGCUUGAAAAUCACACCAAUCGCUGCUGCAGACAUUUUCAUUCCCAUCAAACAGACUGCAAAAUACCUGGGCGUGAUGAUUGGAUAUGGCAACUUCGAAGAUGCCAGUUUGAAACAUCGUUUGAGCUUGAUGCACACGGGAUUCCGACGACUGCAGCGGACCCUGACAGAGCGAAGUGCACAACUCCCUUCACAUGAUUUGGUGCAUACCAUCACUUGGACACAUUUGCCUGAUUUGCUAUCUCGGUUGGAUCAUUUGCAGGCCACAGUUUCCUUGGAGACGCCUACGUCAUUUGGACCAGAGGAGCUUCGAGCUGGUCCUGAGGAGUUCAUUGAUUCCCAGCGGGAACCAGGCAGCCUGUCCAACCUCAUGAGCACGUUGCAACCGCAGAUGGCGGCAGCAAGGGGCAUGCGUAUGAUCACAGCAGAUGAAUUGCACAAUUUGAAUUUGCAGGCUUUUGGACCACGCCUGCUUCACAUUGUGCAUGAGCGAGAGUGGGACAAGGUUGAGCAGGAACGUGAGGCGUGCAGCUACCUUGCAUCCAAAUGCAUCAUCUGCUCGUUCCAAUUCAGCAGAUGCCAAGAACUUCAUCAACAUUUCCGACAGCAGCAUCCCGAGUUAUGGGAGCACGCACCUCAGAAGGCGGUCCAACUCACGAAUUUGUAUUCCUCAGAAAGUCCUUGUGGAUGUUGCGGUGCACUUUUCAAAACUCACAGCUGCCCAACCUGGUCUCAGAUUGCGGUGUUGUUGGUGAACGGCGCUGCUUUGAAUGCCCCAGAUGCGGCACCCCUACAUGAAGUGCGCCAACGCUGUGAGCUGUGCUUAGAGUGUUUUUCAACUCCAGCAGCCCUUGUCCAACAUUUGCAGGCUCACCAUGGACUUCAGGGUCUGAGCUACAAUGAAAGCAGGGACUCACUGGAUGGAUCCUCAGCAUGCUCACAUUGCGGCCAAUUAUUUCUUACAUUGGCUGGGUUGCGGUCUCACAUAGUGCAAGGCCGAUGUCAGUUUUUCAAUCCCCAGGCGACGGCCGAGACGUUGCCUGUGGACAACAUGUGGAAGGAGGCCUGUUUGGACGGCAAACUCUUGGAAAUUUUGAGAACACCUGCAGCACGCAUGCGUUUGACAAUUGUUUGCCAGGCAUGUGGCAAGGGCUGUCAACGUGCUUCAGAUCUCUCAUUACACCUUCAAUCUGCCCAUUCCAGAUUGUGGAGACAGUCUCAAAGGCUCACGAUGAUCUUGGUCGAUGUUUACUAUCAAUAUCAGUGCUUUUGCAACCCAAGCACAGGUGUCAAACGGGCCAAUCAUAUUUGCUUGCCUUUCAGGCAACUUGCAAUGGCAUUUCAUCGACUGGACAUGGAGCCCUUUGCCCCCACGGUCAUAACGGAUCAGGCAUUGAAGGAUAUCCUUGCAGCCUCAUUGCAACAUGACAUGAAGUAUCGGCUGGAACAAGCUCUGGUGCACCGAAAGUUUGCAGACACCUGGCAGGAUCCAGGACUUUUGCAAUUCCUGCGCACCAUCUGUCUUCUCUGUGGAGAGCGCCAUCAACCUGCUGAUUUGACCUUGCACUUCCGAGAGGAGCACAACUGCAGACAUGAGAUGUUUCUUUUCUACAUGGAACAACUCUUGCCGACAGUUUUUGCUUUGAAUCUGGAUGAUUUUCAAUGCCGUUUAUGUGGACUCAUUUACAAUUUGCCUGCUGCAUUACGGCCUGAUGAAUCUUUGUCUGAUCGAGCACAAUUGGCCCAUUCUCACCUGAAGGGAUCCUGUCCAGUGUUGAUCCAGCUGGCCCAGCUCUUUGGUGCCUUGCUGAAUGGAAGUAGCCUCCGCCAUGGGACCACCCGACUUGGCGGCCUCUGCUCAGAUGGAGGAGGCAUUCGGGGCUCUGGCAUCACUGUUUGUGGACCACACACUGGCCCUUCCGGAGAAUCCCAGGCAGACCAAAGCGCGCAAGCGCGAGCGCUCCACUUGCUCCUCCACGAGACAGUCCAGUGGAAGGAGAAAGCCGAGAAGAUGGAGGACUCAUCCCUGACUCAGAUGAUGCCGCUGAGACAGCACCUGAUGCUAGCCUUGCUGACCAGCAUGAGGAACAGGCUGGCCAAGCUCAUGACGAGCAAGGAGACCGAUCAGAUCUACAUCACCUCGGCCGACAAGGGCCUGAUUCUUGCAGACCGCAGCUUCCCCUACCACCGCUGGGAUCCGAAAACCCAGAUGUUGGUUCUGGACAAAAAGACCCCAGUGAGUGCCAAGAAGAUGGAUCAGCACUUGGAAGAGCUGGUGGAGAUGAUGCAGGACCGGGAGCUGGUGAUGCGUUUCCAUGCCCUGAGAGCCCCGGACCCCAAGAGCGAUCGCGUCGUCCCCUGGCGCCUCCAGAUCAACCUUCGGAGCGACAGGGCCUACGACCUGCUCUUUCAUCUCGCUCACAAUUCGAUAUGGAUGGCAGUGGGUGCAACGAUGAAGCAGCAUACCCUGCAUCAAACCCCUAUGGCAACCGCUCUUCAGAGUAUGUUGGGCCAAUCCAAGGGCCACGGGAAGGGCAAACAGAAGGAUCCAAUGACGGACCUGUGGGGGGCACAUUUUGCUGAGCUCAUUUCGUUUUUGCAAACGUUUGCCAACAAACCGGCAACACUGCAGCAUACAGAUUGGUUUCGGCAGAUUGUCACAGAUUGGGGUGCAGAACUGGGUCAGAAAGAUUGCGCUGAAUGCGCGCAACGCACACUGGCUUGGCUGCAAUCGACUGCAUUUGACAUGCGAUGGGAAAGAAGAUUGGACACUGCUGCAGGGAUUCAAGUGCAUGAUCACAGUCGCAGAUUCACUCCCAUCACAUUGACUCUCUCACAACAUGACCAUGACAUGGGUUCUUGCAGUUUGAAUUCCUUGGUGACAGCCUGGGUUCAGGAGAAUGCGAUGCGCACUGCGCUCUUGGAUGCACCGGUCUGCGUCUGCAUACACAUUGACCGGUACUAUCGGUCUGAGGCUGGGGACAUUGUCAAAGGCCUGUGCAGAGUAGACAUUGAAUCAGAAGUGACAUUGCCCAUUUUCCGAAACUCCAAUUUGCUCUGUUCCAAUGCUGGCUACAUUCCAGUUGCUGCUGUGGCACAUUUUGGACAAGACUUGGCUGGACAUUGCAAAGCGAUUUUGAAGAUGCAGCCUACUGUGCUGGGUCAGACAACACCAGCAGCUUGGCUCAUCACUGAAGAUGAUUGCUUCCCCAAAGCCAUUUGGCAAUACCCCAUAUGGUAUGCCAGCAACGUGGUAGUGAUCUGGAUGGUCCGUACGGACUGCUUGCGCCUUCCCAUGUAUUGUGCUCCACAGACAGCACAUGAAUCAGCUCAUGAAUCAGAUCCCAACCUGACCAAUGCGGAGACAACCAAUUCGACAGCUCCUAUGGAGAAUGACUUUCUGCGGCUGCUUCAGGCUCAACCAGGAGCCAGGAUUGACGAGGCACAGCAGACACGUGGCGACUCAGGAGACUUCUUUUCCUAG
Cladocopium goreaui is the source of this 4911-nucleotide messenger RNA. The record is from the annotation of a GenBank genome assembly. Lineage: Eukaryota; Dinophyceae; Suessiales; Symbiodiniaceae.